AGUAAGAUCUUGUCGUUUCCUCUUCUUUUCUCUUCUCUCGCCACUGAGUGCUGGUUCUAUCUUCUUCAAUCUUCGGUUUACGAUCUGUGAGGAUCAAAAUCUGCAAAUCCGAGGGUGAGGCUUUAAGAGGAAGAGUGAAUUCAGAAAUGGCGAGCGGAGGAGGCUACGGAGAUGCGAACCAGAAGAUCGAUUAUGUGUUCAAAAUAGUACUGAUUGGAGAUUCUGCGGUGGGUAAAUCUCAGAUUCUUUCUCGUUUUGCUCGGAAUGAGUUCAGCUUAGAUUCCAAGGCCACUAUCGGUGUUGAGUUUCAGACUCGGACUGUAGUCAUCGAGCAUAAGAGUGUUAAAGCUCAGAUCUGGGACACUGCGGGACAAGAAAGAUACAGAGCUGUAACAAGUGCAUAUUAUAGGGGUGCUGUUGGAGCCAUGUUGGUCUACGACAUAACCAAACGCCAGACCUUUGAUCACAUACCCCGCUGGCUGGAAGAGCUGCGUAGCCAUGCUGAUAAGAACAUUGUGAUCAUUCUGAUUGGUAACAAGACUGAUCUAGAGGACCAGAGAGCUGUCCCCACUGAAGAUGCCAAAGAAUUCGCUGAGAAGGAAGGGCUAUUCUUCUUAGAAACAUCGGCAUUGGAAGCUACUAAUGUUGAGAUUGCUUUCUUGACUAUUUUGACUGAGAUAUUCAACAUUGUUAAUAAGAAGAACCUGGUUGCAACUGAGGAUCAAAGCAAUGGCAACCCAGCUUCCCUAUCUGGGAAGAAGAUCAUCAUCCCUGGCCCAGCACAGGUGAUCCCAGCUAAGAGCAAUAUGUGCUGCAAAUCAUCUUGAUUGGUUUUGGUUUCGGGAAGCCUGGCACUCUGUUUCUGGAUUAGUAUCAAUAUUUUUGAGCUGUCUUGUGAAUUUACUUGUACAUUUUGGAUUGUCAUGGCUUAGUUUUGUAUUAGUGUUUUGAAGGAACCCAUUUAUUCCUUUGUCCCCAUGUCGCGAGGUGGGAAGCACACAGAGAGAUGGUAAUAUAUCAGUUUUUGCAAGUUGAUUUUCUUA
Molecule: messenger RNA, 1043 nt
Organism: Macadamia integrifolia
Lineage: Eukaryota; Viridiplantae; Streptophyta; Magnoliopsida; Proteales; Proteaceae
Product: ras-related protein Rab11A
Exons: 2
Coding region: 147-827 (226 amino acids)
Cellular component (GO): endosome
Molecular function (GO): GTP binding; GTPase activity
Source: RefSeq, a predicted model, not a curated record